UUAGAGCAAAAUUUUGUAUUUUGGUCUAGACAACCCAAAAUGUGAUGUCCACAUAUGUGGUAACCAUGUCCUAGGAGGUUAAACUGACGUUUCAUUCUAGUUUAUUUGUAAUUUACCUGCAUUUCUUUUUUUGUUUUUUUGUUUCGUGUUUUGAUUUGAUGUAAAGCACCUUUGUAACACCUGUUGUAUCCCGACAUGUGCUACACAAAUACAUUUACCCACUUAAACACACCGACACAGCACAAAACAUAAACACAAUAAACAAACACAUUGUUUGAUUACACUCACCUCAUCAUUAUACAAACGAUGAGGUGAGUGUAACCAACAACAUCAGAGGGUACCUGGUGACAGCAGAGAGGAAGAACUCUCUUUAAUCGGGAAGAAAACCAGGAUCAGGGAGGAGGAGACAGGAAAAGAGGACGUGAUGUUUCUCAAUAAAGUCUUUCUUUACUUCAGUCCACACAAAAACCAACCACAUGGACAGCAUCCUGCUCAUGAUACAACACAAAAGGUGAUCAAAAAACAGAGGCUCGAACUCACUCAUACAGCAGAUCAUUGGAUCAGACCAUAAUCUAGCUGUGCACCCUGUCAGUGUGAACCAUUACAGUCAAUGGUGUGAACUCACAGCUAAAGAAAAAGUCACCUGACACCAGAUUUAAAAUAUGUUUCUGGAAAGAUGAACAAGAUGACAAUGCAUCGAGGUUGGAUAUUUUUUUUCAGCUUUAGUUUCCAUUAUUAAAAACAACAACCAGUAAAUACUAGUAAAGGAAACCACAAUAAACUAAAAUCGGGUGCAGGUAUCUUUUAAUUGUUUUUCCGUCUAGAAGACUUCGCUCAGGGAAGAAUGUUACCGGGGAUAGAGGAGGGUGUCCGCGGCGCCCGUCAGAUAAACAGCCGGUUCGUCGCACAGGGGCGAUAUCAAACUGAUCACAGAGGUUAUAUCAGUCAUCUCACAGACAAACACGUUUAUAUGACACGCGGCUCAAACGUCUCGCCGUGACGCUGUUUGAGUAGAGCUUCGGGGUGCCGUCAGUGUUUUGUAGUCAGGCAGCUGUAGAGGCAGCCACGGGGUCCCCACAUCCUUUUAACGGAGAGCGGUUUGUUUUUAACAGCAGCAAGCAAAAAGCGCUGAGUUUAACUCAAGUCUGGUGUUUCGAUGUUUUGGUGUUUUAAUUACUUUAAGUUAAUUUUAAACAGCCUUAAAAAUAGGAAAAGGAAAACGGCUAAUUUUCAUUCUCAUCUGCGUGACAGAAGCGGAAAACCGUCAGUUGGUGUCUGACCUUCUUUUCUGUGCGUCUUUGCUGAUUUGAUGAAAGCCCAGUGGGGACAACCACAUGUUUUAAGAGCUUUCUUCUUUGCAUGUGUGUUCCUUUUCUUUCUUUUGUCCUUCUACUUGCACUUUGUUUUUUCACAUAUCUGUACCAGUGGCUAAGUGCUGUCCCCUUUGAAAGUUUUACUUUCCACUACUUCAGGUAAAGGUGGCACUGGGGAGCCCGUGGCUCAUGCAUCUGUACACAUGUAGUGGUAAGGCAGAGGUCUGAUCACUCAUGUUCAUCUCUGCUCUAUCCACACAAACAGGUCAGUAAUCGGUGUUUAAGUGAUUAGAGCAGCUGACAAGAUUAAAUCCCUCUGACUGGUCUGUUUUUUAGGUGACGCAUCCACCUGGGAUCCAGAUUCUUCUUCUGUGGUGGAAUCAUGGAACUGGCCUAUGUGUGUGAGUGGGAGAAGCGUCCGAAGAGCACGCACUGCCCUUCCAUCCCGCUGGUCUGCUCCUGGUCCUGCAGGAACCUCGUGGCCUUCACCACAGACCUGAAGAGCGAGGACGACGACAAGAAUGUGAGUCACAUGAUCCAUAUCAUCGACACUGAGCACCCCUGGGAUGUUUUCUCCAUCAACUCUGGACACACUGAGGUCAUUUCCUGUCUGGAGUGGGACCAAUCAGGCUCACGGCUGCUGUCUGCAGACGGCGACGGGCAGAUCAAAUGCUGGUCGAUGUCGGAUCACCUGGUGAAUAGCUGGGAGAGCGUCCUGUCGAGCUCGCUAGACGGAGACCCCAUCAUCGCUCUCAGCUGGCUGCACAAUGGUGUCAAGCUGGCACUGCACGUGGAGAUGUCUGGCUCCACAAACUUCGGGGAGAAGUUCUCACGGGUGAAAUUUUCACCGUCCCUAACGCUGUUUGGCGGUAAGCCAAUGGAGGGCUGGCUGGCGGUGACGGUGAGUGGUUUGGUGACUGUGUCGCUGCUGAAGCCGGGCGGCGCUCUGCUGACGGCGAGCGAGAGCCUGUGCCGGCUGAGAGGGCGCGUGGCGUUGGCCGAUAUCGCCUUCACCGGAGGAGGGAACAUUGUGGUGGCUGCCACAGAUGGCAGCAGCUCUUCGCCUGUGCAGUUCUACAAGGUGGUGGUCAGUGUGGUGAGUGAGAAAUGUCGCAUUGACACUGAGCUGCUGCCCUCACUUUUCCUGCGCUGCACCACCGACCCGCUGAGGAGGGAGAAGUACCCCGCUGUCACCCACCUCAAGUUCCUGACCCGGGAGAACUCUGAGCAAGUUCUGCUGUGUGCGUCCAAUCAGAACGGCAGCAUCGUGGAGUGCUGGUCUCUGAGGAAGGAGGGACUUCCUGUUAAUAAUAUCUUCCAGCACCGUUCGCCAGUGGUGGGAGAGAAGCAGCCGACCAUCCUAAAAUGGCGGAUCCUGACGACCACCAGCGACCUGGAGCGUGUGUCGGCUGUCGCUCUGCCCAAGCUGCCCAUCUCCAUCUCCAACACUGACCUGAAGGUGGCGUCAGACACCAAGUUCUGCCCCGGACUCGGUCUGGCUCUGGCGUUUCAUGAUGGCAGCAUCCAGAUCCUGCACCGCCUCUCCCUCCACACCAUGGGCGUGUUCUACGGCGCCUCCUCGGCACAGCGCCCUGGAGAUGAGUCGGCCAUCAAGCGCCAGAGAACCACCGGCCCCGCCGUCCACUUCAAGGCCCUGCAGUUCUCCUGGACCUCAUUGGCUCUGGCUGGAGUUGACAACCACGGCAAGCUCCACAUGCUGCGUGUGUCGCCCUCUAUGGGCCAGGUGCUGGAGAUGAACACGACGCUGCGUCACCUGCUGUUCCUGCUGGAGUACUGCAUGGUGACGGGUUACGACUGGUGGGACGUGCUGCUGCAUGUGCAGCCCAGCAUGGUGCACAACCUGGUGGAGAAGCUGCAUGAAGAGUACAUGAGGCAGAACCAGGCGCUGCAGCAGGUUCUGGCGACACGCAUUGUGGCAGUGAAGGCUUCUCUCUGUAAACUCUCCACGGCGACAGCGGCUCGAGCGUGUGACUUCCAUGCCAAGCUGCUGCUUAUCGCUAUCAGCUCCACCCUCAAGUCUCUGCUGAGGCCUCAUGUCCUCAACACCCCGGACAAGAGUCCUGGAGACCGACUGACAGAGAUCUGCGCCAAAAACACAGACACAGAUAUCGAUAAGGUGAUGAUCAACCUGAAGACGGAGGAGUUUGUACUGGAUGGUCCUCCUCUGCAGUCUCUGCAGCAGCUCAUCCAGUGGGUGGGAGACUUCGUCCUGUACCUGCUCGCCAACCUGCCCAACCAGGGCUCUAUGGUCCGGCCCGGGUUUGGCUUCAUGCGGGACGGGGCGUCUCUGGGGAUGCUGAGGGAGAUGCUGGUGAUGAUCCGGAUCUGGGGUCUGCUGAAGCCUGGCUGUCUGCCCACCUUCACUGCCACGUCGGACAACCAGGACAGCAUGCUGCUGCUGUUCAGGCUGCUCACCAAGCUGUGGCUCUGCUCACGGGAUGAUGGCGCCCCCCAGGACCCCGACGACAGUCUGAUCGACGAGUGCUGCCUGCUGCCGAGCCAGCUGCUGGUGCCCAGCAUGGACUGGCUGCCCGUCAACGACGGCGUGAUGGUGAAGCUCCAGGGCAAGCACCCACUCAGGCUGCAGUUUGGCAAGGCCUCGUCCCUGCCCAGCAACACCCCGCCCACACCUCUGGAGGUGUUCAACAGGACUCCUGGCUCCCAGAGGAUGGAUAACCUGCGUUGUGUUCACAUGGGCGUCUGUCCCACCGAGGAGAGCAAAGCCUGCACCAGGUGCGGCUGCGUGACAAUGCUCCGUUCGCCCAACAAGACAAACGCCAUGAAGCAAUGGGAGCAGCGCUGGAUUAAGAACUGUCUGUGUGGCGGUCUGUGGAGGAGGAUCCCGCCCACGUUCACCUGAAGUGGUGACACUUCACCACCUGUUGUUGUGGAGCUUAUUCACAUCCCAAACCUAUUGACCAAUCAGGUUCCUGAAAAUGGUCUUUAAUAUCCAGCUCAGAACCGGCUUCAUGAGACCAGUUUCUGUGUGAGGCACAGGGACUGAAUCCAGUUCCGAUUGAUCGUUGGAGCUGCACUUUGUACAUAAACAGCAUUUUUCUAAUAAAGCCAACCAAACUGAA
Molecule: messenger RNA, 4414 nt
Organism: Pelmatolapia mariae (spotted tilapia)
Lineage: Eukaryota; Metazoa; Chordata; Actinopteri; Cichliformes; Cichlidae
Gene: med16
Product: mediator complex subunit 16
Exons: 16
Coding region: 1696-4194 (832 amino acids)
Biological process (GO): positive regulation of DNA-templated transcription
Cellular component (GO): mediator complex
Molecular function (GO): protein binding
Source: RefSeq, a predicted model, not a curated record